Messenger RNA from Folsomia candida, 2947 nucleotides. RefSeq names its product cellular tumor antigen p53 (gene p53). The record is from RefSeq and is a predicted model, not a curated record. The transcript has 9 exons. NCBI's taxonomy places the organism in Eukaryota, Metazoa, Arthropoda, Collembola, Entomobryomorpha, Isotomidae. Bases 279 to 1949 code for a protein of 556 amino acids. Gene Ontology annotation, biological process: regulation of transcription by RNA polymerase II; apoptotic process. Gene Ontology annotation, molecular function: RNA polymerase II cis-regulatory region sequence-specific DNA binding; DNA-binding transcription factor activity, RNA polymerase II-specific. Gene Ontology annotation, cellular component: nucleus.
AGUAAUGUGGAGUGCAGUGCAGCAGUGGAGUGAUUGAUAGCAGCAACCUCCAACCAAACCACCUGAGUUUAAUAUUAAUAUUUUAGUUUUUGCCAAUUUUUUGCAACAAUUAAUGGCCAUAUCGUGUCUACCAUUUUAAAUGACUUGUGUCCGUUGUUCUCUAUUUGGCUGACUGAGAGAGUGAAGGUGACGAGUGUGAUUGUUAAGUUAGUUGGCGACGCUGCACAUUGGACGUGGAGAGAGGAGUCGAAAAUUACUUCCUUAAAUUGUAGGCAACAAUGCGUCGAAGUAAGACGGUUGUAGAUACGGGGAAUCAGGCCUAUCAACAUCAUAUUUUUCACCAUAAUCACCACGCUGUCGGAGGGGACAGUCAGGUGAAAGAAGAGUUGGUUCUGGGAUUCGACUACAGCCAAAAUAACAUGGCAUUUGACGAUUUCACAUUAAGUCAGCCAAAAGGAGCCGAGAUGAACGGAAAUAUGGAGUUUGAAGGAAGCCAAAGUUUACGAAUCAAUACGGCUGAUCUUUUCGAUGGUGGGUUUCGUUCAUUAAUACAGGAGGAGGGAGUGGAAAUUGCUCGGAAUCCAAAUUCAACUUCAUUGGUGGAACUAGAUCCAAACAAGUUGAAUUUGUCGGAAGCGGAUGGCGAUCCUACCUUACCGGUUGCUACUGCUUCGGUUAGCCAAGAUAACAUCUUGCAACAACUCUUACACGGCGAGGGAGGAGAAUAUCCUGCAUCGUAUCGGCUCUCACAACAAGAUAGUUUCGGACUUUCAUCAGCGAUUGAAGGAAUGGCAGGAGCAAUUCCCGAUCAUGAAAUUGCGUCUACUGCUGCAGCAACAACUGAAACAGGGCCUGAAGGUCCAAUGGGAAAUGAAAACAUUUGCUUUGAACAGUAUGGGGGUCCAUUCGGAUUUGGGAUCGUUCCUAAUCACGCUGGCAAAAAGGUUAAAUGCAUCUAUAGUGACACUUACAACAAGUUCUAUUGUGACCUUGGUACUUUCGAGUUCGUCAUUAAGCUGGACUUUAAUUCAAUUACGAACCUUGAGAAGUACUGUAUUCGUUUCUCAUUGAUCUACACGGAUCCUGAAUAUCAAAACAAACCCGUAUUGAAAUGUAUCAAUUGCGCUGAGACGCAAAAGAAACUUAUCAGUGAACAAGAUCAACUCAACAAAUCGCUGCAUCACAUUGUUCGUGGUAACUCUGAUGACAAAAAUGUUACGUAUUUCACGAGUGAGCGGACUGGAUUCUGUUACGGCAUGAUUGGCUUGCGCCAUCCUGAGCCCGGUGUCACCUCAAUUAUACAAAAGUUGGCAUUCACAUGUCGAUCUUCAUGCCGAUCCAGCGAAGAUUUUGGCAUUAAUCGUCGACCCACCGCGUUGGUUUUUACACUCUUUGACCACCGUCGAGUAGUUCGUGGAAGAUCGAUGAUUAAUCUGAGAAUUUGUUCAGCUCCUUUUCGGGAUUACAAAAAUGAGUGUUGUGGUCCAUCGGCUACAAUUCCGCACACGAAAAAACGCAAACAUGUUCCAGAAAAUGCAACUCUCCAACCAAAGAUGAAAAUGAGCGCACCCAGCACAUCAACCCGACAAGAUAAAUGCGCUCCCUCCACUUCUUCUAAUCGACAUGUAGGAGGGCAACUACCAGGUUUCAGCAUGGAAAAAGUGGUCAAGUCGACGGGGAUGAAUAAUACACAUGACUCAUCAUCCCAGGAAUCACUGUACGAGUUGGACGAUGAAGAUUUGAGUGGGUCUCAGCGAAGGACAAUUAAGAUGCGAAAGCUGGCUCGAGAUUGUAGGAAUGUUCUUUCCUGGCUGCAUUGCGAUGACCCAAUUCAGCGAGCUGCGGCUGUUCAGGUUUUCGAAUCCUUAAAGUUUACUGAGAGAAUCGUCAACACCAGCCACAAAACAAUCAAGAAGGUCAUGGAAAAGAAAAUGGAGAAAGGCGAGUAGAUAUAUACGAAUAUAUGUAUUUUUCUGGUUCUAUUUCUCGUGGACAAUCUGCCAAUUUAAAUAUAUUGCAUUGCAUGACAAAGAUAAACUACUUAAGUAUAAAAGUAUUGAUGACGAUACAGGGACCUGUUAAAUUUAUUUUUAGUGGCUGAUGACUACUGCAUUAUAACCAUUCCCACAUUAUUUUUGAAUCUGUAGAAUUAGAAACUUUUUACGAAUUUUGACAGAUUAUGUAAUAGACUUGGUUAUUAUAUUAUUGUUAUAAACCACUAUGACUGGUAUUAUCCUUAAUCCUUGAAUGAUUGAAUACAUAACUUGUAAAUCAAAUAGAGUACAAGUAACAAGUAAUAAGAGAGAGAGACGAAACAUACGCUUUUAAGCUCAAUUCAAUAUUGUUGCAUAGUACAACCACACUAAUUAACUGCAUUUAGUAGUUUUAAUACUUUAUAUUAUUGUAAUGUCUGGUAACCAAAAUAGACUAGAUAUGUUAUACGGGUUGGUAUUAUUAAUGAAGAUUUCCUUUGAGAAAAAUAACCUACUGAAGAAUUCGAAACUGAUAUCCCAUAUGUAUGGAAACCAAUAACUCAAUAAUCCUUCCUCAAGCUCGUCACUAGUGUGUAUUUAGCAAUUAGUUUUAGUAAAGUAGAAUGACAAAAGAAAUAGUUUUUCAUAAUAAUUAACUUCUUAAAAAAGCGAAUAUUGUAGCUUGAAAUGGCAUAAUUAAAUGAUGUAUUGUAUCUACUUAUUGUUUUCCUUUCUUUACAUGUUCAUGAACUAGUUAUAAUUUUAUUGAUUAACAUUACUUGAUGUAAGCUGCUAUUAGUCGUAUGCGAGACGUGGUGGUGUAAAUUUAGAUAGAUGAACCGCUGAUGUAUUAUCUAAACAUUAAAUUUGAAAAGUGUGGUAAUUUUUCCGCACUAACAAAACUAAAACUAGUAUGUUAUCAUUCGGUGAAAUUUACAAUAUAUAUUAUAAUAAACAACGUGCUACAAAAAAUA